Messenger RNA from Episyrphus balteatus (marmalade hoverfly), 1152 nucleotides. RefSeq lists its product as uncharacterized. The transcript is spliced from 2 exons. The record is from RefSeq and is a predicted model, not a curated record. Lineage: Eukaryota; Metazoa; Arthropoda; Insecta; Diptera; Syrphidae. The annotation marks the transcript as partial.
UUGUCAGCUAUUUUGAUUGAGAUGUCUCGAGAAUCGUUAUAUUUGUUGUUUAAGGAAAGUUCAGCCCGAAAGUUGGACGACAAGGUGAUAUUUAUGGAACAAAAACUCCAAGACCUGAUGAAUUGCCCCCAAAACGAGUUUCAAACAUUACAUCACGAUUUAAAGAAUUUUAAAUAUGAUUUAAAGGAAAAAUGGAGAUCCGCCCAAUACAAUGAAGAAAGGUUUUUUCAAAAAAAUCGAGAGUGGCUUAAUUCUUCAAUACACAUACAUAAAUGGAUAUCAAUUAUCAAACCGGGGCGACCAAGCAAGGAAUUUCAGGAUUUGAGUGAUCGCAGUAAACGACGAAAAACAAAAGAAAUCCGUGAGCAGGUACCUGUCGAAGAGCUUACCUUUGCAGCAAGCGUAAGUCAACGGAUGUCUGGAAAUGUUUCGGCCUCUAAGCUCAUAAAGGAAUCAACUGUAACACCAAGCAGAGCCACAAAGUACAGGAAGUUGAUAGAUGCUGCUCAGAAACCAAGAAUUAAAAAGAACACACCUGAAGAAUCUUUAAACCUCUUUGUCGCAGGUGACUUUUCAAGAAGGCAGUGGGAUUUAUUGCACGAGUCCAACAGGAGUGUUUUUCCAUGCUAUACUCUUAUAAUAGAAGCGAAAAAACUAUGCUAUCCAAAACCGGAGUCAGUACGAGUUACGGAAACGUGUGCUGAAGUUGUUCUGCAAGAUUUACUUGAUCACACUGUUUCAAGACUUUGCCUCUUUCUUGAGGAUGUUCUCCAAAACUGUACUGAAGAAGAAUUAAAAAACCUGGAACUUAUUUCAAAAUGGGGUUGUGAUGGCUCCCACCAAUCUGCUUAUCAGCAAAAGUUCCAAGAUAGCACUCAAGAUGACUCUAACAUAUUCCAAAGCUCCUUGGUUCCCUUAAGGUUGCAGUCACACAUUUUUGCAAGAAAAUUUUCAAGGACUCAGUGCAAUCAAGAUGUUUUGAAUAGGCUUCUGCUCACAUCCGAUCCACUCCUGAGUUCUAAUCACCAAAGGAAACGCAGCAAAAGCCAACCCUUUUUAACUGAAACCAUAGAGCUUUUUGAGCCAAAAGAACCAGAUCAUGAAGAAAUAGAAGAAACGAUAAGACUGGACCACAGUGAUGAAUCAGACUGA